GGGGAUGACCAAGAGGCUGCAGACAGUACAGGGGAUGACCAAGAGACUGCAGACAGUACAGGGGAUGACCAAGAGACUGCAGACAGUACAGGUGAUGACCAGAGACUGCAGACAGUACAGGGGAUGACCAGGAGACUGCAGACAGUACAGGGGAUGACCAGGAGACUGCAGACAGUACAGGGGAUGACCAGGAGACUGCAGACAGUACAGGGGAUGACCAGAGACUGCAGACAGUACAGGUGAUGACCAGAGACUGCAGACAGUACAGGGGAUGACCAGGAGACUGCAGACAGUACAGGUGAUGUCCAGAGACUGCAGACAGACAGGGGAUGACCAAGAGACUGCAGACAGUACAGGGGAUGACCAGAGACUGCAGACAGUACAGGGGAUGACCAAGAGACUGCAGACAGUACAGUACAGGGGAUGACCAAGAGACUGCAAGACAGUACAGG
This is a messenger RNA of Staurois parvus, 452 nucleotides long. NCBI's taxonomy places the organism in Eukaryota, Metazoa, Chordata, Amphibia, Anura, Ranidae. The record is from the annotation of a GenBank genome assembly.